AUGUCAUCUCAUCCAGAACAAGUCCUCAAACCCCCUGACUCAGGCCUCGAACCUCCUCCUGACGGGAGCCUCAAACCUCCUCCUGACCGGAGCGUCAAACCUCCUCCUGACCGGAGCCUCAAAUCUCCUCCUGACCGGAGCCUCGAACCUCCUCCAUGCGCGAGUCUCAAACCCUCUCCUGACUCGGACCCCAAACCCGUUCCUGACACGGACACCGGCCCGGCCCCACAUGAGCUUCGCACCGUCAUGGCCCGUAGCCCCAAGUGCGCACGGUGCAGGAACCACGGGGUCGUGUCGUGCCUGAAGGGCCACAAGCGCCUCUGCCGCUGGAGGGACUGCCGCUGCGACUGCUGCCUGCUGGUGGUGGAGAGGCAGAGGGUCAUGGCCGCUCAGGUCGCGCUCAGGCGGCAGCAAGCGGCAGAUGUGGCCAAGGCGCACGGGCAGGGUGCACGUGUGGUCCGGUGUGCCGCUCCAGUGAGGAGGACGGCCUAUCAGCGCUACAGCAGCACGGUGGAGCCGGCCUGCAGCCUGUCGAAGAGCCUCCUGCAGGUGGAGUGUUCCGGAUCAUCACCACUGUCCUUUCAGUCGGACCCUCCUACAUUCUCCUCCUUCAGCCUCUCGGGGAAAACUGGCAUGUGCUGGGAUGAAGUUUAUAUUCCCUGUGGCAUUUCACUCAUCACACAGACAGCAGAUGACAAGAAUCCUCUGGUGACAGGCCUCAAACCCACUUCCCCCGUGAGCGACAGUUCCCCCUACUGGUCCAAACACGCACCUCUGUCCUUCCCCUGUCCCUCCAUCAGCGCUCGAAUGAGGAAGAGGAGAACCUUCGCCGACAAAGAGCUGGACAAGGCCAUGCUGCAGCGCGAACUAGAACAAAACAAUCUCCACGGCAACCAGGACUGCCCGUCUCCAUCGCUUCUUCCUCCUCCUCCUCCUCCUCCGAGGCCCAUCCCGACGUUUGUGCCCGUGUUCAAAUGCAAGCCCCUGUUCGAGUGUGAUUUUCACGUGUAUCAUUUGCUUAGAGGCCCUGCUCAGAUCCUGACAAACACUAUGGCCUGCUAG
Molecule: messenger RNA, 1062 nt
Organism: Knipowitschia caucasica
Lineage: Eukaryota; Metazoa; Chordata; Actinopteri; Gobiiformes; Gobiidae
Source: the annotation of a GenBank genome assembly